AUGUCUUUUGUAUCCCAAUUUGCUGCUUUAGGGUCUGAGAGUAAGGUAGCCGAUGCUCUGCUAUGGUCCGUCUUCGCUCUUGGGGUCUUGAAAGCGACAACUUUUGUUUUGAGCUUUUCCAGCGUGUUGGUCGACUUGUUUGUUCUGCCGGGCGUCAAUCUCGGCAAAUACGGUGCUAAAAAAGGGCAAUUCUGCGUAGUCACAGGUGCUAGUGAUGGUAUCGGCAAAGAAUACGCUCGUCAGUUGGCUCAGCGUGGUUUCAACCUGGUACUUAUCUCCCGCACCCUUUCCAAACUUGAAGACCUAAAAGCCGACUUUGAAAGAGAAUACAAAGUGGACGUUCGUAUCUGUGCGGUCGAUAUCGCCGAAGACUCUUCCGAAAACUACUCCAAGAUUCAAGAGGUCUGCUCUGGGGUCCCCAUCACCAUGUUGAUCAAUAACGUGGGCCAGAGCCACAGCAUCCCAGUUCCUUUCUUGGAGACCGAAGAAAAGGAGCUACGCAACAUCAUCACUAUCAAUACCACUGCUACUUUGAAGAUCACCCAGAUUGUGGCUCCUUUGAUCGUGAAGUCUGCCAAGGAUGCGCGUUGUAAAGGUUUGAUCUUGACUAUGGGUUCUUUCGGUGGUCUCUUGCCCACACCGCUGUUAGCCACUUAUUCCGGGUCCAAAGCAUUUUUGCAAAGCUGGUCUGCAGCUCUAGCUGGUGAACUCAAGCCCCAGAACGUGGACGUUGAGAUCGUUCUGUCAUACUUAGUCACGAGUGCUAUGUCCAAGAUUCGCAAAUCCUCAAAGAUGAUCCCAAAUCCAGCUCAAUUUGUCGCAGCUACGUUGAGGUCUGUUGGAAGACGCUCUGGAGCUCAAGAACGCUACGCUACAAUGACCCCUUACUGGUCGCAUGCGAUUUACCACUUCGUGAUUGAGAACACCGUCGGAGUGUAUUCCAAGCUUGCGAACACCGUCAACUACACAAUGCACAAGAGCAUCAGAAACAGAGCUCUACGCAAGGCUGCUAGGCAAGCCAAGAAACAGUGA
Lachancea meyersii CBS 8951 is the source of this 1032-nucleotide messenger RNA. The record is from the annotation of a GenBank genome assembly. Lineage: Eukaryota; Fungi; Ascomycota; Saccharomycetes; Saccharomycetales; Saccharomycetaceae.